Molecule: messenger RNA, 1512 nt
Organism: Cyprinodon variegatus (sheepshead minnow)
Lineage: Eukaryota; Metazoa; Chordata; Actinopteri; Cyprinodontiformes; Cyprinodontidae
Gene: paip2b
Product: polyadenylate-binding protein-interacting protein 2B-like
Exons: 4
Coding region: 269-664 (131 amino acids)
Biological process (GO): negative regulation of translational initiation
Cellular component (GO): cytoplasm
Molecular function (GO): mRNA regulatory element binding translation repressor activity
Source: RefSeq, a predicted model, not a curated record
CGAGCGGGCUACGACACUGUUGUUUUCCUCUCAACGGUUAGGCCGAAUCUAGCGAUUUUAACGUGUUUUAGCAGUAUAAAACGAGCGAAAGGACACAGGAUACGAUAGUUAAAUUAGGUCGUCAGAGUAAACUGGAUACAUUUCUUCACUGCGUGGGUUUUUAGACCCUGAAAGGACCGUUUUGACCUCCGUCCCUCCUCUCCUGACAGCUGUGUUUGCGGCGUGGAGUGCCGCCGUUUUACGCUUAAAGUUCAGCGAGCCAGCUGAGAUGAGCGGUCCCGAGGUCGCCAACACACCGGGAGGCGGAGCGCCAGGAAAGGAAGGAAAAGAGCCGGUGGCCAAUGGGCAUGCAAGUGACAGUCCUGACGCCAACCCAUUUGCUGAGUACAUGUGGAUGGAGAAUGAAGAGGAGUAUAACAGACAGGUGGAAGAGGAGCUGCUGGAGCAGGAGUUCUUGGAGCGUUGCUUCCAGGAAAUGCUGGAAGAGGAAGACCAGGACUGGUUCAUCCCUUCGCGUGACCUCAACAACCAGGGAGUCGGCCAGCUGCAGCAGCAACUCAACGGGCUGUCGGUCAGCGACCACCACAGCAACGUGGAGGAGGUUGCGAGGAAGAGCAUCUUGAAUCCAGAGGCGAAGGAAUUCGUGCCAGGAAUGAAAUACUAGAAGUCCCCCUCACCCCCAUGGAGCCUCCAUGCACUCAUGAGCCCUUACACAUCCAGAGACUCUUACGGCCCUGGCCGCACACAUUCUUAUUGUUCCACACGCACACAUACACACACACACACACACAUUUAAAGUCAGUGGUGUGCCGGCAGGCCCAGUUGGGGGGUGGGGGGAUUUCUUUUCCUUUUCUUUCUUUUUCCUAUUUGAUCUUUUUGUUUUCAGCUUGUUUUGUUUUGUUUCUUGUAAACUGAGGGGCACUGGCCUCAGAUCAGGGGUGUGGUACCAGCACCUCCCUCCUGCUAAAGCUAGCUCAUCGCUCAUUUCACAUGUUAUAGAUUGCCGUUUACAGAGCAGGCAGGGCACACUGUAGUUUCCUGGAAACUGGCAGCUACCUGAAGCGACACCAGGUCAAAACUUUAAUUCAAAAAAGCUUUACGGAAAUGUCAAAUAUGUUCCAAUCAACAUUAACUGCUUUUCUUUUUUUUUUUUUUUUUUUAUGGGCAAAACCAUUUUCAGUAGGAAGAGGGUUUAAGCAGCAAACAAGCUAGAAAAACGACAAGAAUUUCAGGAAACUCCGGUAAAGUUCUGCACCUGCUUUGUAAAGCAGUCAUUUAAAGUGAAGAAAGCUGAGCACCGGCUCUGUUUCAAAACAAAUAAAGACCCCCUUCUCUCUCCCCGCCCACCUGGCAGUUCAUUUAGUUAUCAGAGCAGACAUGGACAGCUGUAAUCGUGGAUGACAGAUUAUUUUUUAGAUUUUUAUAUGGAUAUCCAGGUUUAUCUUUUUGUCCAAUGUAGAAGAGCCGAGGUGGUUAACGUCUAAAUCACGCAUCAAGUUAAGUUUAUUGAAA